AUGUUUUAUCUGAACUCUCUCAUUGUUGAGAGUGUAAUAUAUCUGAUGUCCGGCACAAUGGGUAUCAAGAAACAAUCUCGUGGUUCUAAGAAAAGUCCUUCAAUGCCCUCGAGUGGUAUUACAAAACAAUUUCAGCUGUUGAAUGGCGUUAUUACCAAGGAAGAUAUCACUCCACUGUCUAAAUCUCAGCGUACUCAAGUUAGCUCUGAUGAGGAGAGUGUCGAUAGUGCGGAUCUGUUGUUUUCUCCGAUUGGGACAGGUGCUGUUGAUGAAGAAGAAGAAGAGGAUGAAUAUGAUCAUGGUCUAUUGAGUCCCAUAUACUUUGGAGCCAUGUAUCCUAGAAGAUUUCACCAUCAUAGUAUUGCUGAGGAGAAACAUCUUGUGGAUUCUCGUAGAAACAGUGUUUCUGCGUAUGCUCUGAGGGAUCUUGUCGAGAACACUGGUAACAAUGAUUUUUGGAAAGAAGUGGGUACCACAAAUCAGGAAGCGAUAUUCACAUCUUCGCAGUUGGAAUUACCUGCUGAAUCCGCCUGUGUGGAAGAAUCCCCCAACACUUCACUAGACGAGUUUAUCAGUGCGGAUCUUGGUACUCCAACGGCAGGUCCUCUUCAAUGGGAUGAGGAUUACAAGAUUAAAUUAUUGUGUUACAGGGAUUCAACGGGCAAUUUGAGGCUCAGAACACAGGAGGACAAUUACACUGUCUCUAAAAACUCCUCAGCUCCAUUUUCAAAGGUUAAAGUCGGCAAGAGUCGCAAAGGUAAAGGUAGGAAGCUCUUAAAGAACGCCAUUAGAAGGAAAAGUGGCGUCAGGGAGAUGGUUUCCACGGGUAUUGGAAUCGGAGAAUUCAUGUUAUAA
Molecule: messenger RNA, 855 nt
Organism: Torulaspora delbrueckii
Lineage: Eukaryota; Fungi; Ascomycota; Saccharomycetes; Saccharomycetales; Saccharomycetaceae
Exons: 1
Coding region: 1-855 (284 amino acids)
Source: RefSeq, a predicted model, not a curated record